This is a messenger RNA of Chelonus insularis, 3251 nucleotides long. Its product is annotated as ATP-binding cassette sub-family G member 8. The transcript has 5 exons. Gene Ontology annotation, molecular function: ABC-type transporter activity; ATP hydrolysis activity; ATP binding. Bases 369 to 2831 code for a protein of 820 amino acids. Gene Ontology annotation, cellular component: plasma membrane. Gene Ontology annotation, biological process: transmembrane transport. Lineage: Eukaryota; Metazoa; Arthropoda; Insecta; Hymenoptera; Braconidae. The record is from RefSeq and is a predicted model, not a curated record.
UAAACAGAAUUUAAAAAAUCAGAAUAAUACAUUUUAUCAUAUUUCAUUAUUAACCAGUGAAUUGUGAUUUUUAUUUGCCUUCUUUCAAGUAUUUUCACUUUAUAUUUUCUCUUCUUUAUCUUGAUGAAUUUUUACGAUCAUUGGAAUUUAGUGGAGAACUUAAAUACCCAAAGUUGGACUUAUUUAUGUUGUUAUAUUUAAAACAAGUGAUCAAAAAAUAUAAGAUGUAUUUUAAAUUUUGAAAUCAAAUGUUGAUAAUAUUGUUUUAAGUUUAUUCUUUUUAUCUAUAAACUGACCAUACAGCUAUGAAAUACUGUAGUUAUUUUAUUUGAUGAAACCAGUGUCUACUUUCAUUGGCUGUAAAAAAGAUGGGCUCAGAAGCUUGGGAGCUUGAAAGAAGGUACUCAGUACCAGGAGCUUUAGAUACUCGAGGGCUUGAAGCACCUGCUAGUGAAGACCUUCACGCUUGGUCAAUAUACAGACAGAAUUUAAAUUCCGAUUUUACUGAUUCAGCUCUCGGUUCAGCUGAAAAAUCACCACUACCUUAUGGUAAUUUUCAACUUCGAGAUUCAACAGUUCAAAGUAUUUUAAGGCAUCCAAGAUAUGGUCCAAAAAGUCCAUUAGCAAAUAAUUCAUACACAUAUUUAAAGUUUGGUUUACCUCGAGUGUUACCACCUUCACGAAUUCGAGAUGGCUCCAGUGGCUAUGAUUCAAGUGAAGAAGGUCGACGAGCUUUUAAUUAUGGAGUUAUUCCUCCUCAGUCUGGAGGAUCAGCCAUGAGAUCUGCUAGAAGUGAUCCCGACUUUAGGCAAGUGCAUGUUGCACCACGAGAGCAAGCACACUCUCAAUUAAAUGUCCGUGAAAAUCCAAGGCUAAGAAGUGUAAGUGAAGCAAAUCUUUUACAAGGUUCAAGGCCUAAUAGAAGACAUAGCAUAGCUCCAAUGGAUCCAGGAUAUGGUCAAUCAGUACUUAAUCAAGCUCAAAGUCAUUUAGGUCCUGAAAGUUAUUCAGGAACUGUUUUACGAAGAGUUUCGUCACUUCAGCAUCCUCAUCUUCAACUUCGUGGACUGGAAUCUCAUUCUGAUAAUCCUCCGCUGCUCCAUGGAGUUACACUGGAAGCAGGUGCUUCUGAUCUUCUUGCUAUCAUGGCGACAACCGAAAGUGAAGGAACAGCAAUUAUUGAAACGAUUUCUGGAAGAAGAAAAAUUAAAAGAGGAGAUAUUUUAUUAAAUGGUAGACCUGUUUCUAUGAGCACAUUACGAUCCAAAGUGGCUUAUUUACCUUCAGAAAUCGGUCUAAGUCCAGGCUUAACAGCUCAACAAAUUUUAAGCUUCUAUAUGUGUCUGAAAGGAGGAUCAAGAACGUCUGACAUGGAAAUAGAGGCAGUAUUACAAGAACUUGGUCUAGAAGCUACGAGACAUUGUCUUGUAAAUUCUUUAACAACAUCUGAAGCAAGAAGAUUAGCUUUAGCAUGUCGACUACUUCAAGAUGCUCAUAUUUUAACUCUAGAUAGGCCAACGCAUGGACUUGAUAUUUUCGAUGCAUUCUUCCUUGUUGAGUAUUUGAGGCAAUGGGCUGUUCGAGGACAAAGGCUUGUAGUUUUAACUCUUCAUCCGCCAACGUAUGAAAUUCUUACAAUGGUAUCAAGAGUAACAUUGACUUCUGGAGGAAGAAUAAUGUACUCAGGACUUAGAAGAGAAAUGUUACCUUACUUUGCUCUAGCUGAAUUUUCUUGUCCUCCUUUCAAAAAUCCAUCAGAUUAUUACCUGGAUUUGGUAACAUUGGAUGAUUUAUCAGCUGAAGCAAUGCUUGAAUCAUCGCAAAGAAUUGAACAUCUUGCAGAAUUAGCUAAAUCACGAUUACCUGGAUUAAGUGAUCCUGGUCCACCUGCAACGCUUCCACCAUCUGUAUAUAAUGCCAAUAUAUUUGUUCAAAUUUAUGCCCUAUUGGUUAAGACUUUAGUGUACAGUCAACCUUGGGCGAUGACGAGACUUGUUCAAAAAAUCGUUGUAGCUGCAUCUUUAAGUAUUAUCCUUGGAGCAAUAUUUUGGAAUGUCGGUGAUGAUACAAAUUUACAUUUAAGAGACAGAAUAGGAUUAUAUUAUUCGAGUUUAGGAAUUUUGUUUUGGCCACUUGGAUUAUUGGGAAUUUGUGAAGUGGUUAAUGCGAGACCGUAUGUUGAAAGUGACAUUAAGUAUGGUCUUUAUAAUCGAUUCAUUUACAUUAUUAUUGAGCUCCUAUGCAGCAUACCAUCAUGGUGUCUUGUGUAUGCAGCGUAUUUAAUUCCAGUAUUUGCAAUGGCAGGACUUCAUGAAGCUCUUGAUGAUAAUUUUACCUCUCUUUGGAAUUACAUCGCAUAUGGAUUACUUUAUGUGAUGUUACAACAUUUAAUAUGUGUAUUUUUUGCACAUGUUUGCAAGUGGAGUGGAGUAGCAGCUCUACUUGCUGGUAUAGUGAUAGGAGAGAUGACUUUGGCGGGUGGAAUUACAUUGCAUCUUAAAAAUUUACCAGUCUGGUAUCAAAAAUUAAGUCCUAUGCAAUGGACGUUAUCUACUCUAUUACCGGACAUUUAUAAUUCAGAAACUCUUAAUAAAGCAGCCAAUUGUAAAGCAAAACAAGUUCAAAGACAAGAUAUUAUUGUUCAAGCUCCUUGCGAGCCUCCCGAUGGAAUUUCUGCUUUAAAAGAAGUUGCUCUUGAUACUCUUAAUGAAGAUACGAGUAUACAAUUAGCAAUAGGUAUUGGUAUUGCUUUAGGAUUGAUCCUGAUAGCCUUUUUAUUAAUUCGUUAUACAGCUCAAAAGCGACCCAGAAGUGCUCCUAAUAAACCUUGAAAAAUCAAAUUUAAUGAUUGACUAUUAAAUAAAUACUGCAAAUUAAAAUAAUAAUUAGAAAAAGAAUGUUUAAAAUAUCGAUUACUAAUGUUAUUAAAAUUUAUAAAAAAUAUAAUUAAUAAUUAUUUAAGAAAAUUUAUAUGAAUAAUUUUUAAUUAUAUUAUUAACUAUUUGUAAGAUAAAGUUUUUUUUAGUUUGUAAGAAAAAAAUCGUGUGCCACUUUAGCCAUAUUAUUUUUGCACGAUACAGUUCAGAUUCAUUAAAAAAAAUUAUCAUUUUAUCAUACGCUGUAAUUCGUCUACCUCACUGCGUUUUUUUGAAAUUAAUUUAAAAACUCGCAAGAUAGACGUUUUGAAUAAAUAUUAAAAAUACGUUAUUUUAUAAACUAUCUAUAAUAAAUAUAGCUAUAAAUACUGUAAA